Molecule: messenger RNA, 780 nt
Organism: Didymodactylos carnosus
Lineage: Eukaryota; Metazoa; Rotifera; Eurotatoria; Philodinida; Philodinidae
Source: the annotation of a GenBank genome assembly
AUGUUGCUAUUUACUACAAUUCGGUCAGAUUUAAUUAUUAAACCAAUUGAUUCCACAUUAACACGUGAUCAAUAUCGAUCAUUCAUUGCAUCAUGUACUGGUCAAUCAAAUACUAAAGUUAUCAAUUGGAGAACACCGCAACAUGUAGAUAUUCCAGAAAAUGAUACUGCAAGAGUCACAAUUGAACGACAAUCAUCUGGUUUAAGAUUGAGGAUACGAAAUUUAACUAUUGAUGAUCAAGGAGAAUGGGAAUGUGUUGGAACGGAUAUGGAUGGUAGACGAUAUACAAAACAAUUUCAAAUGAAUAUCAAAAUACCAAUAACAUUUCAUGGGGAUUCUAUUCAAUAUGCAGCAUUAGGCGAACAAGUGUUGAUUAAAUGUCGAGUACAAGCAAAUCCAUCAGCUGAAGUAUCGUGGUUUAAAGGAAGAGAUAAAACAAGAAUAGGAAUUCCAAAUUAUGAACGAACAAACGAUGGUUUAAAAAUAAAUAAAGUUGAUAUGGCUGAUAAUGAUACAUUUUGGUGUCAAGCAGAUGUUUUAGAAACAGGAGAAUCAAGAGAUUUUCCUAUCACUGUUAUUAUAUCAAAAUCUGUUACUCAACCAAGAAUUCAAUGUUCAUCACCAUGUGCAAUUGAAAAAAAAGCAGCCACAUUAAUUUGUGAAGCGGCUGGUUUACCACCUCCAAAAUAUCAAUGGUAUUAUGGGAAUGCCGAUAAAUUACGACCGGUUCAAUUUAUCACUAUUUUAAAAGAUCCUCUAGAACUAGAAAUAUAUGCAUGA